Molecule: messenger RNA, 2096 nt
Organism: Sitophilus oryzae (rice weevil)
Lineage: Eukaryota; Metazoa; Arthropoda; Insecta; Coleoptera; Curculionidae
Product: synaptotagmin-7
Exons: 8
Coding region: 1-1254 (417 amino acids)
Biological process (GO): cellular response to calcium ion; calcium-ion regulated exocytosis; vesicle fusion
Cellular component (GO): membrane; synapse; axon
Molecular function (GO): calcium-dependent phospholipid binding; calcium ion binding; SNARE binding
Source: RefSeq, a predicted model, not a curated record
AUGGAAAAACGGGAUGUAAUUCUGACGGCGGUCUUCUCCUCCAUAGCGGCGCUGAUUAUCUUGGCCGGGGCUGGAGCUGCUUGCUAUUUCUUCCAGAAGAGGCGCCGCAAGCGCGAAGAAGAGGAAGAAGAAGAAGCGGAAGGGAAUCGUAUCGCUGCCGAAGAUAAGAAGUCGCGUUUGAACGGAUUCCUCAGCCUGAAAACUCCACUGAUAUCGACGAAGACUUUAGGAGCUCAGUUAGAGACAACAGGAAGUCCCCAAGCAAAAUCACCAGCUGGCAGCAGUGCUGGAGCAUUGGUACCCUCAGAAGCCCGUACCCCCACAGCACCCGCCAACAAAGCCUUGCAGAAUGUCAAGGGGGACCAUCCGUCGAUGGCUUUCCUCCAGAGCCGCUCAAUAUCCUUGGUGGACAUGUACAUUGACAAUUCGGAACCGUCAGAGAAUGUUGGACAAAUUCAUUUUUCUCUGGAGUACGACUUCCAAAACACCACACUUAUUCUUAAAAUUAUGCAGGGUAAGGAUCUGCCGGCCAAAGAUCUUUCUGGUACAAGCGAUCCAUACGUACGGGUUACACUGCUACCAGAUAAAAAACACCGCCUCGAAACAAAAAUCAAACGGCGAACCCUGAACCCCCGAUGGAACGAGACCUUUUACUUCGAAGGAUUCCCUAUUCAGAAAUUGCAGUCCAGAGUGUUGCAUCUCCAUGUCUUCGAUUACGAUCGAUUCUCCAGGGACGACUCGAUCGGAGAAGUGUUCUUGCCAUUGUGCCAGGUUGAUCUCAGUGAAAAGCCCUCAUUCUGGAAAGCACUCAAACCUCCCGCAAAGGACAAAUGUGGAGAAUUACUUACCUCCCUUUGUUAUCACCCCAGCAACAGCAUUCUUACUCUAACAUUGCUCAAGGCCCGUAACCUUAAAGCCAAAGACAUCAAUGGAAAAUCUGAUCCGUACGUUAAAGUUUGGCUGCAAUUUGGUGACAAGCGAGUGGAGAAACGUAAAACCGCCAUCUACAAGUGUACUCUCAAUCCUGUCUUUAACGAUUCCUUCUCUUUCAAUGUACCUUGGGAAAAAAUAAGAGAAUGCUCUUUAGACAUUAUGGUUAUGGAUUUCGAUAACAUAGGAAGAAAUGAGCUUAUUGGAAGGAUAUUAUUGGCCGGUAAGAAUGGUUCCGGAGCAUCCGAGACUAAACACUGGCAGGACAUGAUUACAAAACCAAGACAAACUAUUGUCCAAUGGCAUAGGCUCAAGCCAGAGUAAAAAGAUGUUUAAAUGUGGUAAUUUAAUAUUUUAUCUAAAAUAGCAUACAUUUCUAUAUAUCUGAACAUUCUUCUUCUACGUAUUAGAAUUGUUUUGUGUCUAAACUUAAAGUCAGUAUUUUUUUAACAAUAUAUUAACUAACACUAAUCUAAUUUUGAAACAACAUCUAAACUUACUAUGUUAAAAUUUGUUAGACGUUAGACGUUAAUAUUUUCCAAAUAUAUAAAUUGCCAAACUAUAUUAGGUAUAUAGUAUGAAUCUGAACCAAAUAUGUGGUCGAUAAUUUUCUAGUCCUGCAAUAUAUUUUUUUCAAUGAUGAUAGUUACGUAAUACUAAUGGAUAUUAUGUAAUUUAUUUAGUUGUUAAUAUUCUCUGCUCCUUUAGGCCGUUCUUAUUUAUUACUUUAUUACUUACUCAAAUAUCAAGUCAAGAAAGAUUUGUACUUAAACUAAACCUAAGUAAUUAUCUUAAAAAUAUUAGUUGCCGUCAGGUAUAAUUACUAUAGCUUAUAUUUUUUGCAUUAUACAAAAAUACAGGAUACCUACAUAGAGAUGGUCUCUAUCAAAUUAAUCAUUAUUUAAUUUUAUUUUAAAAAAUAUAUUUUGACUACUUUGUUUUUCUUUCGACCAUGUCACAUAAUGUUCAUUGUGCUGUUAGAUUGUAUGUUCUUGGAUAUUAAUUUUUGUCAAUUCUUUUGUGAUAUACCGUGCUGGCAACUGUUACUUUUGGGUCGGUAUUUUAUUAAGUCGGAGUGGGAGAAAUGCGACGAUGUGCUGUGGCGGCGUUGCCGGUACGCCUUUCCCUAUCAAGUAAAGUAAAAUCACGAUCGCAAACGGCUUAUU